AUGAGUGUACACUUCUCCGCCGAAGACUUCGACUAUCCGGUCCGGGAAUUGAAGCUGGGAAAGCCCGAGUCGCAAGAAUGGAAGCUCUUUGUCGACAAGAACCAGAUCAAGGUCUACGCCUGGCUCGACAAGGAAACUGGUCUUUUUCAGUGGAAGGUCUUCGGCGAGAUCGAGUACGAGCCCGAAGUGGUGAAGAAGACGCUGAUGGACGUUGAUUACCGGAAGAAGUGGGACUCCUACGUCGCCAAAAUCGAAAUGCUCGAAUCCAACAACAAUCUGGACAUCAUCUACUGGGACGUCAAAUACGGCAUUCCGAUGGUGAGCAACCGCGACUACGUUUACUGCCGCGAAUUCAGAGAAGUGAAGGGAGAAGAAGAAGAGGACGAGUACAUCGUGAUUUUGUCGAAAACUUACGAUUCUGGAAAAGAGCUUGUUCCGCCUCAUAAAAACAAGGUCCGCGUUGAAGGAUUCAAGCAAUUCAUGGUUCUGAAGAAGUCCAAAAAUGGAACGAAAAUCUACAUGCACAGCAUAGACCGUCCUGGCGGGAAGAUCCCUUCUUCGCUGAUCAACUGGGCGGCGAAAAGCGGCAUUCCAAACUACUUGGGCGUCGUGGCGAAAGCCUGCCAAAACUGCCCGAAAUGA
Oikopleura dioica is the source of this 642-nucleotide messenger RNA. NCBI's taxonomy places the organism in Eukaryota, Metazoa, Chordata, Appendicularia, Copelata, Oikopleuridae. The record is from the annotation of a GenBank genome assembly.